Messenger RNA from Dentiscutata erythropus, 591 nucleotides. Lineage: Eukaryota; Fungi; Glomeromycota; Glomeromycetes; Diversisporales; Gigasporaceae. The record is from the annotation of a GenBank genome assembly.
AUGGCUGAUGAAAGACUAUUUUUAGAAUUCAUCCAACACAAAUUAAAGACUGUAAUCCCUAGUAUUAAUCUACCUAGUGCUAUCGCAAGUAAACUGAAACAUAGAGAUACAGCAUUUUUCAAAUUCUUCUUACACAACAAGAGUCAGCAACCAAAUUAUCAAAUAGAAUUUAAUAUACUAAUGAGCAUUGCCAUUGAAAAGUACAAGCAUCAACACAAUGCCUACCUAGUUAAUAAAAAUAACCGAAACCAGAUAUAUGACAAACUAAGGAAAAAAAUCACUAUAGAUAGCUUAGUAAUAUUAAAUAUAGAUCUUUAUAGUAAUCAUAUUAGUGCCCAAUAUAUAUACUACCUAAUGAAUUUUAGUAGAAUUGAAAUUCCAAUCCAAUUCAAACAGGCUAGAAGACUUAUUGGUCUGGCUCAAACGAAUAUAAGAGAUGAGAUACCACCAAACCCAAAUCAAAUCCCAGUAGAUAUUAUAAAGAUAAUACUAUUUACUCUACCACUACAAGAUAAUAGCAAAAAAGCAACAAUUGUUAAGGCUUUAAGGCUUCUAUACAAAUUCUCACACUCUCUGACUCUUACUUCAUGA